AUGAAUUGGGGCCCACUUCAAGAUGUCAAGUUCAUCCAGGUCAUGAACUCGGUGCUCGACAGUGAAACUCCUUGUGAGAAUGGUUUCCGUAAACGAAGUGCAGAUGUUUCAGAGUGCGUGUUCGCGUCUGAAGCAAGAUCUAAGAAAGACUUAGCAUGGCAUGAUGUUGCAAUGUGUCGCAACUUCAGAUAUUCGAGGGCUGGCGAACUUGAAGUUCUUGUACGAUAUGUUGGUUUUGGCAAGGUGGAGGAUGAGUGGGUGAAUGUGAAAAACGAGAUGCGAGAGAGAUCUAUCCCAUUGGAACCUUCAGAGUGUCCCAAGGUGAAGGAUGGAGAUCUUGUACUAUGUUUCCUGGAAAGGGGUGAUUAUGGCCUCUACUUUGAUGCUCGUGUAGUAAGAAUCCAGAGGAGGCUACACGAUGCGACAGAUUGCAAGUGCAUCUUCACUGUUCGGUUUCUCCAUGACAACUCUGAGGAAGAAAUUCAUUGGAAAGGGGUAUGCUAUAGGCCUACACAAGACAAUUCUACACAAGAGAAGUCUGUUGUCUUUCAUAAAUCCCCAAAACCUACACAAGAGAAAUCUAAUGUCGCCCAUAACUCCCCAGGACCAACCAUAGAACCGAGCCUAAGUGACAUCGAGAACUUGUGGCCAUGA
This is a messenger RNA of Lotus japonicus, 654 nucleotides long. RefSeq names its product protein SAWADEE HOMEODOMAIN HOMOLOG 1-like. Gene Ontology annotation, molecular function: chromatin binding. Bases 1 to 654 code for a protein of 217 amino acids. The record is from RefSeq and is a predicted model, not a curated record. Lineage: Eukaryota; Viridiplantae; Streptophyta; Magnoliopsida; Fabales; Fabaceae. The transcript has 6 exons.